Molecule: messenger RNA, 5923 nt
Organism: Odocoileus virginianus texanus
Lineage: Eukaryota; Metazoa; Chordata; Mammalia; Artiodactyla; Cervidae
Gene: SYNM
Product: synemin
Biological process (GO): intermediate filament cytoskeleton organization; fast-twitch skeletal muscle fiber contraction
Cellular component (GO): sarcolemma; neurofilament cytoskeleton; intermediate filament
Molecular function (GO): structural constituent of cytoskeleton; intermediate filament binding; structural constituent of muscle
Source: RefSeq, a predicted model, not a curated record
AUGCCGGCAGGGGGCGCCGCGCGGCCACGGUGCCCACUCGAGCCGCGCCCUGAUUGGCUGGAGGCCGCACCCACUCCCGCCCGCCGGGCGGACCAGGAGCUGCGGCGCGUCGGCCCCGCCGCGCCCCCGCCGCGCCUGCGGGAGCUGCACGAGGACUGCGCGCUGCUGGUGGCCGAGGCCUGGCGGGAGACCGUGCAGCGGUACGAGGACGAGGUGCGCGAGUUGGAGGAGGCGCUGCGGCGCGGCCGGGAGAGCCGGCGCGAGGCCGAGGAGGAGACGCGGCUGUGCGCUCAGGAGGCGGAGGCGCUGAGGCGCGAGGCGCUCGAGCUGGAGCAGCUGCGGGCGCUGCUGGAGGAGGAGCUGCUGCGGGUGCGCGAGGCGUCCGAGCUGCAGGCCGAGGAGCGGCAGAGAGAGAUCGCCUACCUGGAGGAUGAGAAGGCAGCCCUCACCUUGGCCAUGGCCGACCGGCUGCGGGACUACCAGGAGCUCGUGCAGGUGAAGACUGGCCUCAGCCUGGAGGUGGCAACCUACAGAGCCUUACUGGAAGGAGAAAGUAAUCCGGAGAUAUUGAUCGUUACUGAGUGCAUUGAAAACGUGCCACAAGAAUUCAGAGACAAGUCCUAUCAAUAUACCACCUCAGUAUUACAGAAAGAAAAUGAGAGAAAUCUGUUUCCAAGGCAAAAAGCACCUCCUGCGAGCUUCCGGCAGAGCCUGGCGCCACGUUCUCAGACACCCAUCGGAAGCGAUGCCAGAAGAGACGUCCUGCGUUCCGGAUACUCUUCUUUCACCACUGCCUGGCAGGAGAACGCUUAUGAGAAAACUGCCAGCGGUCAGACCAACUUCAGAGCGUUCUCUCCAACCCCCGGUCUUUUAAGAAAUACUGAAGCUCAAGCGAAAACAUUCCCUGAGAGGCCAAAAACUGAAGGAACAAAGGCUCCACCCACUAGUUCAGCCAAAGAGUCCGCCGCUGCCCCAGAGUCCUACCGAGAACGCAGGGACAAGAUGGCGGCAGCCACUUCUGAGGGCACGUGGUCAAAUGAGAGGACCGUCAUUUUGGGAAAGAAAACGGAAGCUAAAGCCACAAAGGAGCAGGAGAGAAACAGACCAGAAACCAUUCAAACAAAGCGAGAAGAGAAAAUGUUCGAUUCCAAAGAGAAGGCUUCAGAGGAGAGAAACUUAAGGUGGGAAGAACUGACAAAGUUAGAUAAAGAAGCAAGAAAGAGAGAAAGCGAGCAGAUGAGGGAAAAGGCUAGAGAGAAGGAGUCGCUGAAGGAGGCAAGUGUGAAGGGGAGAGAGAUACCGAUCAGGCUAGAGGUGUCCCAGGACAGCACAGCAAAGGUGGCCCCCCAGGGUCUCCAGACACCCCUAAAGAAGGAUGCUGGUGAUGGGACAGGGAGAGGGGUGGAAACCAGAGAGGCAGCGUUCUCGCUGGGCGCCAGCGACACCACAGCCUCUCUGAAAGGUGGUUCCAUGACUGAAACCAUAGCUGAGAAUAUCGUUUCCAGUAUCCUGAAGCAGUUUACCCACUCUCCCGAGGCAGAAGCGUCCGCUGAGUCUUUUCCAGACACAAAAGUCACUUAUGUGGACAGGAAAGAAGUUCCCGGUGACAGAAAAGCAAAGACUGAGAUAGUCGUGGAGUCGAAACUGACUGAAGAGAUUGACAUUUCGGAUGAAGCUGGCUUGGACUACCUGUUAAGCAAGGAUGCUAAAGAGGUGGAGCUGAAAGGAAAAUCGGCGGAGCGUUUGAUCGGAGACGUGAUCCGUCUCGGUCUGAAGGGGAGAGAAGGGCGAGCAAAAGUCGUCAACGUGGAGAUCAUUGAAGAGCCCAUGAGCUAUGUCAGCAGCGAGAAGGCAGAUGAGUUUUCUACCCCGUUCGAAGUGGAGGAGGUCGACGACGUGUCUCCGGGCUCCAGGGGGCUUGUUGAGGAGAGAGAGGAGGCGGUUUACAGGGAAUCAGAUGUCACGUGCUCAGGGAACGCAGGUCAGGAGGCCAGGCGGCCCCAGGAGAGUGUAACUCACGUGGAAGAAGUGACGGAGGCAGGUGACUUGGAGGGAGAGCAGAGUUACUUUGUGUCGACUCCGGACGAACACCCUGGGGCCCACGAGCGAGAAGAAGGCUCUGUGUAUGGGCAGAUCCACAUUGAAGAGGAAUCCACCAUCAGAUACUCCUGGCAGGAUGAGAUCGUGCCAGGGUCUCGGAGAAGAAUGCAGAGGGACGACGUCCCAGGAGAGAAGGUUGUGAAGCCGGAGGAUGUUCCAGAAGCGUCUCUGGAGGGGGACACGGCAUCUGCUCCCUGGAAAGAACAAACUAGAAGUGGCGAGUUUCAUGCCAAGCCCAUAGUCAUUGAGAAGGAAAUCAAAAUACCCCAUGAGUUCCACACAUCCAUUAAGGAAGGCUCCAAGGAGCCCAGGCACCAGCUGGUGGAGGUGAUUGAGCAGCUGGAGGAGAACCUUCCAGAGCGCAUGAAGGAAGAGCUGUCCGCCCUCACCAGAGAGGGCCAGGGCGGGCCUGCGGGUGUUUCCUUUGACGUGAAGAAAGUCCAGAGUGUGGACAGCGGGGCCGUGACCCUAGUGGCCGAAGUCAACCUCUCGCAGACGGUGGACGCCGACCAGUUAGACCUGGAGGAGCUGAGCCGGGACGAAGCGGGAGAGAUCGAGAAGGCCGUGGAGUCGGUGGUGCGAGACAGCCUGGCACGGCGGCGCAGUCCGGGCCCCGGCAGCCCGGAGGUGGAGGCCGGCCGCGGCUUCAGGCGCUGGGCCACCCGGGAGCUGUACAGCGCCUCCGCGGGGGAGGCAGAUGCGGGCCUGGCCUCGCCCCCGGGCCCUGUGUCGGCCACCGUGGAAGUCACCAGUCCCACGGGCUUUGUCCACACUCACGUGCUGGAGGACGUCAGCCAGUCUGGGGGGCGCGUCCGGAUAGCGUCCCCUGGAACGUGGAGGACUGAGCAGGUCUCGGCCGAGGGCCGCGCGGCCCAGGCAGCGGAGAUGGACGUGAGUAACAUAGAGGCGACUCCCCGCUGGACACAAGAGGCCACAGUCCUCUUCCCUGCAGGGACGGAAGCAGAACCUCCUAGUGUGUCUGAGCAUGGUGCUUGGAGAGAUGCCAGCAGUAGGAAUGACCUGGCUGCCAGCGUGAGCUUUCAGGGCUCUGCUGGGGACAGACACCAGGCUCCCGGGGAAAGGGGCAAGGAGCAGGCUGAAUUUGAUAAGACGGUGCAGCUGCAGAGGAUGGUAGACCAGAGGUCAGUGAUUUCGGACGAAAAGAAGGUUGCCCUCCUCUAUCUAGACAGUCAGGAGGAGGAAAAUGAGGGACACUGGUUUUGAUAUAAACAGAUAUUUGAUUUUAAAUGCCAUCUUGUUUGGUAACGUACCAACACACAAAGGCCUUUACUUUAAGGGAGGGAGGUGAACUCUUUAUUAAAACCUCCCCCCCUUUUUUUUACUUCGAGUACUCUAGGCAGUGUCUUUUUACUUUAUAAUCUGUAAAGAUUUCAAACUAAUUCAUGCCUUAAAAGGCAUUGGAAUUUUAUUGAGUUGGGACUUUGACAAGAAAUACUUUUUAUCUUUUUCGUCUUAAAAGUUCCUUUUUCUGGAGUUUUCUUUCCACUCCUAGAGAUGAUUUCUCCCAUUUUUGCACAUAGUCACAGAAGUGCCUGGCAUCUGUUUGAAAGUAUAAUUGCCUAGGUAAGACACCUAAAUGGUAAUGGGAUUAAAGUAAUACAUUUAAGAGUAAAUUUUAUUCACAUGUGCUAACAUGAAAUAGUAAACUAACAUUUUAAGGGAAGAAUGAAUUCAUUUGUCUAUUUACAAGGUCUUUUCAAAAAGAAAUCAUAAGAAAUAAGCAGAUUAAAAAAAUUAAAUGAUUUCUUCUUAGGAAAAAGUUAUUCAUCUUAGAGAGUUAAAUUCAUUUUAAGACUUGAAUGAAUUGCCUUCUAUGUGCAGAACUUUUAAAAAAUAUAGUAUUUUAUUUAUGGAGAAGACAGCUCCAGCCUCCUGCAGUGUAUCAGAUCAGCACACUUGCUACAUUUGCACAGGCUCCUGGAACCCUGCACUGGGUCCAGGUGGGGGCAGGGGGUUGGGGAAGGAUUACUGGGAAUGGCUUAUAAUACCAGCUUUUCGUGGUACUAGGUCAUUAAGUAGUGCACAGUCUAAAUACUCUUUUUGGUUUUAACAAAUUCUGGAGUAGCCAGCUCCUACCAGAGUGUACUUGAGCUUUUCUGCACCUUAGCUCUUAGGAUCUAAACAUUUAAUUUUACUGGUGGGAGGUAGACCCUAAAGACAGUAGAAAGGACGCUGAAGCUCAGACUUGUGGGGCGGUCAUGCACAGUACGGUUGGAAGCCCAGGUGGGUUGUGCCUCCCAGAGAAGCCCCUCCUAACCCACUGAUGAUGGGAGGUGGAGGCCUUUCUGAGCACAAAGGGUUCGAGAUGGAAGACGGCAACCAACCUCAUGGAGGCUUUUGCACUUUAGACAGAAAUCAUGACAGUUGGGGUGUUUUAUCCAGGGAAACAAUACAUUAAACAGAAUUAGAUGUUUUGGGGAAGGAGCUGGAUGCUUCUGUUGCUGCCUAGCCCGGAAGCACCCAGGAGGGGCCCUGGAGGAAGCAAAGGCCCUACUCUCCCAGGCCACGAGUAUAGCCCUGCAGAUAUACACCACUGAAUUGAAGAUACUAGAAUGGGUGUGCUCUGUUGGGUGUGUUUUGCACAAAGGUAUUGUUUUUAAAGCUUAUUCCUUUAAAGCUGUAGCAUCACAUAAAGAGUAUCUCUAGCAGCACAAUAUUAUUUUAAUCCAAACUAGUUUCUUUCACUUAAUGUUGUCUAAACUGUACCUCCCCCUAACACAGUAGCACAGACCUAACUGCCUGUAGCGCACUGAGGAAUGAUGGUCCCCGCUUUGUCAUCCUCAGGUGGGACGUGGUUACGGGGGCAGCUAUGGAAGUUGAGGGUCUUCCCUCUGGGUUCACAAGAUGGCCCUCACACCUCCACAACACACAUCUCAGCUGCCAGGAAUGGCUACAGCAGGUAGUUUAGAGAGAGUGUGUUUUCCUAAUCGGGAAGUGGAGGAACAUCGCAGUACAGCUUUCAGGAUGAUCUAUUUUUAAAACACCAUGAAGCAGGGCAUAGAAGGAAGGUUGAUUUGAAUUGCAAGUGUAAACUUUUGUUGUCUGCCAGAUGAACUGGUGAUUGUCAGAAACUGCCAGGGGAGGUGACGGCUUUUCCACCAAAGACUCCUCAUUUCUAACGUAAAGAUGAGUUGAUUUUAUGUUGAUUGUAAUUGGUAAUGGUAUUUGUAUAGGUUAUUUAUUGGUGAGAAUUGGUCAAGGUGACAGUCUGUUGUCUGAUGGCAAGACAGACUGAUGAGGGGGGGUGUCUAUUAUGUGUGUCUUAAGUGUGGGCUGAGCUCAAUGUCACUCUCCUAGCUUGUGACCCCGGGAAUGAGUGCUAAGGUGAAUAGAUUAUUAAUGUCCUGACUCACCUCUAUUGGAAAAUAAGUGUCUUAGGUCUUAAUUUGUGUCUCCAUGUUGGUGCACAUCUUCAAGAAGUAUCCUGCCAAGAGUGUUUGCCAAUAUGUAGUCAUGAGCUGUGGUUGGUUACUAAGUCUCUGAAACAGACCAGAGCAGGGCGUGCCCUUGACCCCGUGACAGGUCACCCCUGGUUCCAUGUCCUUUAAAACCAGAGACAGUAGUAGUCAGCUUUAUGGUGAGACAGGGUGAGGACACAGCCAGUCCUUUUGCAUUUAUUGUUGUGUAGACAAAAUGGUGUUAAUGGAAUGUUUUUCACCUCCCCACUGGUUGUUUUGAUAUUGUUUGUUUAAAAUGUAUAUUUAGAAUGGAAUCAUCUAAAAAGCUGAUCUUGCUAACCUCCUAUUCCCUUUGAAGGGAUAUAUCAUAAGAAUGUGUAAAAAUAAAAGUCUAAGAAAAAACC